Saccharomycodes ludwigii is the source of this 1419-nucleotide messenger RNA. RefSeq names its product proteasome regulatory particle base subunit RPT1 (gene RPT1). Gene Ontology annotation, cellular component: proteasome regulatory particle, base subcomplex. Gene Ontology annotation, molecular function: ATP binding; ATP hydrolysis activity; proteasome-activating activity. Lineage: Eukaryota; Fungi; Ascomycota; Saccharomycetes; Saccharomycodales; Saccharomycodaceae. The transcript has a single exon. The record is from RefSeq and is a predicted model, not a curated record. The coding region runs from base 1 to 1419 and encodes 472 amino acids. Gene Ontology annotation, biological process: proteasome-mediated ubiquitin-dependent protein catabolic process.
AUGGCACCAAGAGAAGAUUGGGAGAAGGUUAAAGCACCACUUGCAGAAGAAGAAGAUUUAACGAAGGAUGAUAAAGUAACGCCAUUGAGCGAAGGUGAUAUUCAAGUUUUAAAAACAUAUGCAGCAGCACCAUAUGCUGACAAAUUAAAAAGUAUCUCAGAUGAUAUAAAGGAUAUUGAAAAAAGAAUUAAAGAAAAAUCAGGGGUUAAGGAAAGUGAUACUGGUUUAGCGCCUUCCCAUUUGUGGGAUAUUAUGGGUGACUCAAAAAGAUUAAGUGAAGAACACCCCUUACAAGUAGCACGUUGCACCAAAAUUAUUAAAGCCAAUUCAGAAAAUAGCGCUGAUAAUAAUAACAACACCACUGCCAAUGCUAAUAAUGACCACAAUGAGGAGGAUCUUCCAAUAGGUAUGGACGAAGAAGAUGAAGAUGAUGACGAAGAUGCUAAAUAUGUAAUUAACUUGAAACAAAUUGCCAAAUUUGUUGUUGGUUUGGGCGAACGUGUUUCUCCCACAGAUAUCGAAGAAGGUAUGAGAGUUGGUGUUGAUAGGACCAGAUACCAUAUUGAACUACCCUUACCACCCAGAAUUGAUCCAAGUGUCACUAUGAUGACUGUUGAGGAAAAACCGGAUGUGACUUAUACAGACGUAGGAGGAUGUAAGGAACAAAUCGAAAAAUUAAGAGAGGUUGUUGAAUUGCCAUUACUAUCCCCUGAAAGAUUUGCCACGUUGGGUAUUGACCCACCUAAGGGUAUUUUACUAUAUGGACCACCAGGAACCGGUAAAACCCUAUGUGCCAGAGCGGUUGCCAAUAGAACCGAUGCUACCUUUAUUAGAGUUAUUGGUUCUGAAUUGGUUCAAAAAUACGUUGGUGAAGGUGCAAGAAUGGUUAGAGAAUUGUUUGAGAUGGCGCGUACUAAGAAGGCCUGUAUUAUAUUUUUCGAUGAGGUUGAUGCCAUUGGUGGUGCUCGUUUUGAUGAUGGCGCAGGUGGUGAUAAUGAGGUUCAAAGAACCAUGUUGGAAUUAAUUACACAAUUGGAUGGUUUUGAUCCUCGUGGGAACAUUAAAGUUAUGUUUGCUACCAACAGACCAAAUACACUAGAUCCUGCGUUAUUAAGACCAGGUAGAAUAGAUCGUAAAGUAGAAUUUUCACUACCUGACUUGGAGGGUCGUGCUAAUAUUUUUAGGAUCCAUACGAAGUCCAUGAGCGUAGAACGUGGUAUUAGAUGGGAAUUGAUUUCUAGAUUAUGUCCUAACUCAACAGGUGCUGAACUAAGAUCUGUUUGCACUGAGGCUGGUAUGUUUGCCAUCAGAGCUAGAAGGAAAGUUGCUACUGAAAAAGACUUUUUGAAGGCUGUGGAUAAAGUUAUUAACGGUUACAAGAAAUUUAGUUCUACUUCACGUUAUAUGCAAUAUAAUUAG